Messenger RNA from Parnassius mnemosyne (clouded apollo), 2805 nucleotides. The record is from the annotation of a GenBank genome assembly. Lineage: Eukaryota; Metazoa; Arthropoda; Insecta; Lepidoptera; Papilionidae.
AGUAGUCACCGCACCGUAGUUGUCAUUUAAAUAAAAGAACGAAAUCACUUUAUUUCAUGCUCGUACAUAAUACGUUGUCUAUUUUAGUUCAAGUGGUGUUCAUAGUGUUUACAACAUUGCUUUCUAUGAAUUUAAUUCGACAUAUUACUGACUAUCGCAAAAUCAUGGUUUUAGCACCCGCGCUUUUUAUAAAUCACGGUGGAGGACCGAUGCCACUUCUUGGUGACAAGAUACACGCAGAUCUCACUACUUUUUUACGAGACGAAGUGAAAAAUCACGUUACUUUAAAAGAACUGAAAGCAAUCAUUUUAGUUACAGUGCAUUGGGAAGAGAAUAAAGUGACUAUUUCAUCAGGUAAGCAUCACAACUUAUAUUUUGAUUACUAUGGUUUUCCACCAGAAUCUUAUAAGUACAAGUAUGAUGCACCCGGUGAUCCAGAACUGGCUGAACGCAUAAAAAAGUGCUUGGACAAGGCUGGCAUAGAAUCGAGACUCGACUCAAAAAGAGGUUGGGAUCAUGGAGUAUUUGUUCCAAUGAUGCUUAUUAAUCCUGAAGCAGAUAUACCAAUAAUUCAAAUAUCGGUUUUAAGCAAUCAAGAUCCUGAGCAGCACUACAAACUUGGACAAGCGUUGUAUGAGUUCCGGAAGGAGGGUAUUGCUGUAUUUGGAUCUGGUAUGUCUUAUCACAACAUGAGAGAGGCUAUGAAUAGUAGAAAUCUUAAGAAAGUUGUUAAUAAAGAAUUUGAUGAUUUCUUAAAUGAAGUUUGUACAGCUGAGAGUGAAGAGAAAAGAAGAAAAGGUCUUAUAUCUUGGAGAGAGCAGCGAGGAGCAUCUCAAGCCCAUCCUCCGCGUGCUGCUGAACAUUUAAUGCCAUUGAUAGUUGUAGCUGGAGCGGGACGCUCAGCACCUGGCAAAAGGAUAUUCAACUGGGAUAUGGGUGGUACAUUCCGAGUAAGUGGAUUCAUUUGGAAAGAUGAAUGAUGGAAAAUAUGUUAGUUGGAUUUAGGCAAUUUUAUACAAGUUUUAAACUAAGAUUCAUACAUUUUAUAAUUAAAAAGGUAUUAAAGAUGAUGCAUCUAUAAUUUUAUUAAUACGAUGUAAGAACUUUACUAUAAUGCCUUAUUAUGUUUAUUAAAAAAGGUUUUUACUACAUUAUUGUUACUUUUCACUAUAAAUUAUACUAAUUAGAAUAAAGUUUAUUGUUUUCCAUAUUACUUUUAUAAAAGUAAUUUGUUGAUUGUUCAUAUAGUUUCAUAAUUAAAAAUAAAUAAAAGUUUAUCUUUUAGGAUAAAGGAAAAAAAAACAUAAUAUGUAACUCUUUGACAUAUAAGUAAUAAUAUUAAUAUGUAUAUUAUUUUUUGUUACUACAAGGGAUAGGUUUUAACUUAAGUAUCAAGACUUAGUAUUCUAUACGUGGCAGAGCCAUGCUGCAGCUAUAUUAGUAGGACAGUUGUAGCACGAAUGGGUCGGCUCGACCGGGGAAGUACCGCGUUCUCACAGAAUACCAGCGUAAAAUAGCAGCUUAACACUGUUGUGUUUCGUAUGGGUAGUAUAGAGAAUCGGAGACCCAUUUUACUGGAAAAGAGGCAUUCCACCUUAGUCCUUACGGGUAACGACGCAUCUGCAUUUUGAUUCUUUAUUGAGGAUAAAUGUAGACGUCUAUGGGUCACAGCAACCACUUACCCUCAAGUGGAAUGUGUGCUCGUUUGUCAUCCUAUCCUAUAAAAAAAUUAUUUAUUCUGUGGUAUUAGUGAUGGAAUGAUACGACUAUUACCAUACCAUUUUUUUAUAGGAGAGGGGGCAAACGAGCAUGCGGCUCACCAGAUGGUAAGUGAAUACCGCCGCCCAUGAACAACCGCAACACCAGGGGAAUUGCAGAUGCGUUGCCGGCCUUUUAAAAAUGAGUAGGCUCUUUUCUUGAAGGUCCCUAAGUCGUAUUGGUCCGGAAAAAUCGCUGAUGGUAAUCGAUUCCACAAAGAAGUCGUGCGAGGAAGAAAACUUCUUCUAAAUCGCACAGUGGUGGAUAGCCUAUCAUUCAAAUGGUGCGGAUGGUAUCGGGAGUUCUGCCGCGAUUUGCGUUCGUGAAAUUUGGCGGCUGGGAUUAAUGCGAACAAUUCCUCAGAGCACUCCCCGUGGUAGAUGCGAAAGAAAAUGCAAAGGGAUGCAACAUCUCUUCGCAGUGACAAUGAAUCGAGCCGAUCGGAAAGUACUCGGUCGUCGACGAUUCGAACAGCUUUGCGCUGGAUGCGGUCAAGUGGAAGGAGCUGGCACUAGGGAACCCCUGCCCAGAGAUGGGAACAAUAUUCCAUGUGAGGCCGAACCUGCGCCUUGUAAAGUUGCAGGCGGUGUGCCGGCAUGAAAUACUGUCCCGCUCUGCUGAGCACGCCAAGCUUUUUAGAGGCCAAUUUGGUCUUCUCUUCCAAGUGACCACGAAACUUCACGUCACUCGAUAUGUCGACUCCAAGGAUUCCGAUACUGGCUGAGGCAAGAAGGGUAGUGCCUUGAAACUGAGGAGAUACGACAAAGGGGUUCAUUUUAGCGGUAAACGCGCUAACUUGUGUCUUCUGAGGAUUAAACUGGACUAAAUUUAGUCGCCCCCAAUCCGACACUUUGUUCAGCAAAGACUUCAGAUACAAGUUUGUUCCGGUACUCAGUGACGUUUUCCCGAGAAAUACGAGCACGGCCUAAUAUAAAUGACAAAUAAAUACAUCAUCAUUAUGAUUAUUAAUAACGAUGCAAAUGUGCUUUAUUAUUUGAUAUUUAUUGUUAAUAUAAUAUGAUUAUAAAUUGAAGGUUUGUUGCAAUA